AUGGCAGAUAUUGAAAACAUCAACGUAGACUCGAUCAUCGAGCGACUUCUCGAAGUGCGAGGCAGCAGACCUGGUAAGCAGGUCCAAUUGAGCGAAAACGAAAUCAAAUUUCUUUGCAGCCGAGCUCGCGAGAUCUUCAUGUCGCAACCUAUCCUUUUGGACUUGGAAGCACCCAUUAAAAUUUGCGGUGAUAUCCAUGGUCAAUACUACGAUCUGCUAAGACUCUUUGAAUAUGGUGGAUUCCCACCCGAGUCAAACUAUCUAUUCAUGGGAGAUUAUGUGGACCGAGGGAAGCAAUCACUCGAGACCAUUUGUCUGUUGUUGGCUUACAAGAUCAAAUACCCAGAAAAUUUCAUGAUCUUGAGAGGCAACCACGAAUGCGCAAGCAUUAACAGAAUCUAUGGUUUCUAUGACGAAUGCAAGCGACGAUACAACAUCAAGCUGUGGAAGACAUUUACCGAUUGCUUCAAUUGCUUACCGAUCGCUGCCAUCAUUGACGAAAAGAUCUUUUGUAUGCACGGUGGUCUUUCGCCCGAUUUGCAAAGCAUGGAACAGAUUCGUCGUGUGAUGCGGCCGACCGAUGUCCCCGACACAGGUCUGCUGUGCGACUUAUUGUGGUCGGAUCCUGAUAAAGAUAUUAACGGAUGGAGUGAAAACGAUCGUGGUGUCAGCUUUACAUUUGGCUCGGAUAUUGUUUCAAAGUUCUUACAAAAGCAUGAUUUGGACUUAAUUUGUCGUGCUCACCAGGUGGUUGAGGAUGGCUAUGAGUUCUUUGCAAAGAGACAAUUGGUCACGCUGUUCUCAGCACCUAACUAUUGCGGUGAAUUCGAUAACGCCGGUGCAAUGAUGAGCGUCGAUGAAACGUUGAUGUGCUCGUUCCAGAUCUUGAAGCCUGCAGAGAAAAAGGCCAAGUACGCAUAUGCUGGAGGUGCAGCAGGUGGCGGUGGACGGCCAAAUGCCCAAAGAGGAAAGAAGAAGAACACGCCAUGA
This is a messenger RNA of Zychaea mexicana, 990 nucleotides long. Its product is annotated as Rb C-terminal peptide bound To the catalytic subunit of Pp1. Gene Ontology annotation, molecular function: protein serine/threonine phosphatase activity. Bases 1 to 990 code for a protein of 329 amino acids. The transcript has 7 exons. Gene Ontology annotation, cellular component: nucleus; cytoplasm. The record is from RefSeq and is a predicted model, not a curated record. Lineage: Eukaryota; Fungi; Mucoromycota; Mucoromycetes; Mucorales; Lichtheimiaceae.